Messenger RNA from Saccostrea cuccullata (small rock oyster), 1435 nucleotides. RefSeq names its product fibronectin type III domain-containing protein 1-like. Bases 284 to 1264 code for a protein of 326 amino acids. NCBI's taxonomy places the organism in Eukaryota, Metazoa, Mollusca, Bivalvia, Ostreida, Ostreidae. The record is from RefSeq and is a predicted model, not a curated record. The transcript is spliced from 7 exons.
CAGACAUCAUUUAUUAGAUUAAAAUAUGAUAAUAUUCUUUAGUUUAAGUAAAAAAAAUCAUAAACCAAUUUAUAUUGUUGUUUCUUUCUAGUGUAGUAUUUUAAAGCGUACAGGUAAAUCUAAGUUGAAUGUUAUUUACCUAUUUGCUAUGAAACAAAUAAACUAUAAAUGCAUUUAUUAUUUGCAGGAGGUAGUAGGUGGAAUUGUUACUUUUAAAAAAAGGAAAUAGAAUGAAGACACUCACUUUUCCUGAAUUCAUAUAAUAAAAACAAUUCCUCAGUAUAUGCAUUUCAACAUUUUUUUAAUGUAUAUAUAUUUAUUAGUCUAUUACAGAAACUAUUCUGGACAAGAAUUCACAUUUGGUGAGGUGAAAGAAAACCUGGCCUAUUGUGUCAGCUCUUUCCAUGAGUGCGGAGUUGUUUUACCAGUUUUACCCGAGCCAAAGUGCUUUAACACGUCUGACUCCUGUUGGUACCGGUAUGACUUUGCUUAUGAUAAAAAAUGGAAUGGAUGCCCUGAUGGAGAAAGGUACAUCAAGAAAACCAAUUUCACAUCAGCACCAAUAGUAGGAGUUGUACGAUGCUCUCAGGAUAGAUAUCAGUUAUAUUUGGGAGCCAGUAAGACAGGCAUAUUUCUUAAUAUUGGUGAUCGUAAUGGUAGCGGUGAAUUUAUUUGUAAACUUGUUGGAGGACAAGAAACUAGAAUUUUAACAGCGAAUGACUCUGACAACGCACCAACAAUCAAAGGUUAUUGUCAAUGGGAACCUGGUCAAGAAAUCGCUAUUGGAAACAUCGGUCCUGGAUGUUAUAGUAAUUCCUGGUAUCAAUGUGGUGUGAGUAUUCCGUCUGGCUGGUACCAGUAUAACGUAUCUGUUAUAGACAAUGGUUGGAACGAUUGUUCUUCUGGUGUGUCGUACGUGCGGAACUCGACUAUUGACUCUAUGCCUUUUGUUGCUGCAUUCGUCUGUAACAAUCACGGAAAUAUGAGAUAUAAACUUUUAGGAGGUUCGAGUUUAUCUAAUGAUUUUAUGGAGAUAUUCCGCUGUCACCAUUGUGGAAAUAAUUGUGACUUGGUAUAUGGUUACCCCUAUGACGAAGUGUGUUCUACUACGUCUCUUAAUAGAAAUUGCAGAGGCCACUAUGCUCAAGGUUAUUGUCGAAACAGUAGUCAUUUGCAGUUUAGUUAUCGUCCUACUGGAUGUCCCUCCCAGUGUACGUGGUGGUACACACUCGGCUAUAUUGAAUGUGGAAUUGAGAUUCCUUGAAACUCUGAUAUAUGAAAUAUACAAGUACAAUUGUAGGACAUCGGAAAUAAUGCCAUGUCUCCAUUUUUGUUUUAUAGUCUUCUUCUUUUUUUUUUUAUAAGUUUUGAAAAAGGAAACAAUGUGUCUUGAAAUUGUGGAAAAAUUUGUACAUUUAAAAAUAUAUAUACAUAU